Messenger RNA from Spinacia oleracea (spinach), 2793 nucleotides. Its product is annotated as pentatricopeptide repeat-containing protein At5g50390, chloroplastic. Lineage: Eukaryota; Viridiplantae; Streptophyta; Magnoliopsida; Caryophyllales; Amaranthaceae. Gene Ontology annotation, biological process: RNA modification. The record is from RefSeq and is a predicted model, not a curated record. Gene Ontology annotation, molecular function: RNA binding; protein binding; zinc ion binding. The transcript has 2 exons. The coding region runs from base 310 to 2409 and encodes 699 amino acids.
AAUUAAACCAAAAUCAGUUUGGUGGUUUUCAUUAAAAAAAAAAAAAAACAUAAAAUUUCACCGAACAGGCUCUAAAGUCUCCCUCUCUCUUCCGAACUCGACACCUCGUUUUUAACGCUUAACAUCAACACGACUUCGGAGCUCCUCACCAGUUACCAGCCACACCUAAGGCGCCAAAAGCUUGAAGCUCUCACCGGAAUCACCGAACAACACCAAACAGAAGGUGCCAACUGAGGCAGCAGACAUUGCCAAUAUCUUUUCCUACUCUCUAAGAAACUAUCAUUCAUUGACUUGAUAUUGAAGAACACAAUGGAGCUCCCAUUGACUCGGUAUCAGAAUAUAUUUUUAGGACAGAUCCAAGAAAGUCUGUCGUCAGGUUUUGAUUCAAAAGCCUCUUUCCUUCCCGGGUCUCGAUUAUAUUGGACCAGUAGGAGAAAAUGGAGCUCCUCCUUUUCUCAGUUAAGAUGCUCUUUGGUUAAGCAGAAUUUACGCCCGAAACCCAAACAUAAACCUUCAAAAUCCCAUGAGGAUACUGAAGAAAAAACCAACAAUAAGCAUAUGCAGGCAAAUAAAUCCACUAUUUCUUUAUGUCAUCAAAUAGAGAAAUUAGCUUUCAAUCGACGAUACCAAGAAGCUCUUGAACUAUUUGAAAUUUUGGAGAUUGAUGGUGGUCAUGGAGUCACUAGUAACACAUAUGAUGCCUUGGUGAAUGCAUGCAUUGGAUCAAAAUCAAUUAGAGGGGUGAAAAGGGUAACUAAUCACAUGGUUAGUAAUAGGUUUGUCCCAGAUCAACACAUGAGCAAUAGGGUAUUGCUGAUGCAUGUGAAAUGUGGGAUGAUGAUUGAUGCUCGUGUACUUUUUGAUGAAAUGCCUCACAGAAACUUGGUUUCGUGGAAUAUAAUGAUUGCUGGGGUAGUGGAUUCAGGAGAUUAUAUUGAGGCGUAUCGACUGUUUCUUACAAUGUGGUCAAACUAUUCUGAGGCCGAUUCACGAACUUUAGCUACCAUGAUACGAGCAACUGCAGGUUUGGGGUUAUUAUAUCCGGGAAGACAAUUGCAUUCGUUUGUAGUGAAGAUGAGUGUUAGUGAUGAUGUUUUUGUAGCUUGUGCGUUAAUUGAUAUGUAUAGUAAGUGUGGAAGCAUUGGGGAUGCUCAAUUUGUCUUUGAUGAAAUGCCAGAAAAGUCUACUGUUGGAUGGAACACGAUCAUUGCAGGCUAUGCACUUCAUGGUUACAGUGAAGAAGCUUUGAGUUUGUAUUAUGAAAUGCAAGAUGCUGGUGUGGCGAUGGACCAUUUUACGUUUUCAAUAGUUGUAAGGAUAUGCGCUAGGCUGGGGUCUCUUGAACAUGCUAAACAAGCUCAUGCAAGUUUAGUUCGUCAUGGUUUUAGCUUAGAUACAGUAGCUAAUACAUCCCUUAUAGACUUGUAUAGCAAAUGGGGGAGGAUAGAGGAUGCUCGAAAUGUUUUUAACAGAAUGGCUUCCAAAAACGUCAUAUCAUGGAAUGCUUUGAUUGCUGGAUAUGGCAAUCAUGGCCGAGGAGAAGAAGCAGUUGAGUUGUUUGAUAAAAUGGUUUGCGAAGGAAUGAGACCUAACCAUGUCACAUUUCUUGCUGUUUUAUCUGCCUGUAGUAAUAUAGGCUUGUCAGAUCGCGGGUGGGAAAUUUUUUACUCAAUGAGCAGCACAUAUAACAUAAAUCCAAGGGCAAUGCAUUAUGCAUGUAUGAUAGAGCUAUUAGGCAGGGAGGGGCUUUUGGAUGAAGCUUUGGCUUUGAUAAGAGAUGCACCCUUUGACCCCACAAUGAAUAUGUGGGCUGCAUUACUAACCGCUUGCAGGAUCCACAGAAACUUAGAGCUUGGGAGAUUCGCUGCAGAGAAACUUUAUGGAAUGGGACCAGAGAAGCUUAGCAACUAUGUCGUUCUUUUGAACUUAUACAACAGCACGGGAAAGUUGGAGGAAGCUGCUUCUGUCAUUCAAGCGUUGAAGCAAAAAGGUUUAAGAAUGCUACCGGCGUGUACUUGGAUUGAAAUUAAGAAAGAUUCGCAUGUAUUUUUGUCUGGUGACAAGUCGCAUGCAAAGACAAAAGAGAUAUACCAGAAAUUGAAUGAUUUGCUUGUUGAGAUCUCAAAACAUGGGUAUAGUCCAGAAAAAAGAAAUUUGCUUCCAGAUGUUGAUGAGAAAGAAGAGGAUAUGCUAUUGCACCAUAGUGAAAAGUUGGCAGUGGCUUUUGGGCUGAUGAAUACUCCAAACUACACGCCACUUCAGCUUAUGCAGAGCCAUCGGAUUUGCCAUGACUGUCACAAUGCACUUAAGCUGAUAUCAAAAGUCAAAAGCCGUGAAAUUGUUUUGAGAGAUGUUAGCAGAUUUCAUCAUUUUAAGAAUGGUAAUUGCUCAUGUGGGGAUUAUUGGUAAAUAUGUAUACUUCCUCUUUCAGAGGACUGUAGGUGAUUGUUUUAACAUAUGCGUUGAUUGAGUCACUUUAUUUGUUCUAUUGAUUUACUUUAUAUAAUAAUUAUAAAUCAAUAGUCACUGUGCUGGGUAUUUAGAGCAAAGUUAGAGCUUAUAGUUUUUUUUUUGACAGCUUAAGGGAGCUUAUAGUUUUGGGUAGUUGUGGUUUUGGGAUGACAAACAAUAAUGUAGCAUUUGUUUUAGUGUAUUAUUUUUAUGUCUCUCUUUGUAAUGAAGGAGUUCCUGAUCUUGGUUUCUGCUGUAGCUCUGUUUUUUCCGAACUCUUUAUUAUUGGAUCUACAUUAUAAGUGUAGGUGAAUGUCCAGGAUUCACUUGCAAUUUUUUCAA